Monosiga brevicollis MX1 is the source of this 969-nucleotide messenger RNA. RefSeq lists its product as uncharacterized. Gene Ontology annotation, cellular component: nucleus; cytoplasm. Gene Ontology annotation, molecular function: protein binding. Lineage: Eukaryota; Choanoflagellata; Craspedida; Salpingoecidae. The transcript is spliced from 10 exons. Bases 310 to 969 code for a protein of 219 amino acids. The record is from RefSeq and is a predicted model, not a curated record.
AGGGUCGUGAUAUCGGCAUCAGCGACUGGCUGGUGGAGGCGUUGGGCUAUUGCACGCGGGGUAUUGAUCCUGCUUGAUCGUUGCUGAUACAGCAACCACCUGGUCGGGUGCAAUCUUGGCGUUUUGGUUGAGAGAGCACCGCUGCCGUUUUGUUUCUGUUUUUCGGUGGGUGUGAAGGCCACUGAUCUUACUUCACGGUUGACGACACGCUGAUCAACCAACUACACCUCACUUUGCAACUUAUCAACAGCGCUGCUUGCUAGAGGAGUUGUAUUCGGAGGGGGCUCAUGAGAUUGAUGGUGACUAGAGAUGCAAGAAAUUGAAGAGGCGCUGCAGCUGUUGACCAGUUGGGACCCACAACGUAUUCGAGCUGCUGCCAAAUACGAAGAUUGGUGGUUGAAUACACCACUGCACUUUGCCUGCCAAUUUGGUCAUGACGAGGAGGUGGAGAUGCUGUUAGGGCACGGUGCUGAUGUUAAAGCCAAGGCCAUCGAUGGCGAAACACCACUGCACAAGGCCUGCGGUUGCGAAAACGGUGCUGCCGAGGUAGUGGAGAAGAUGUUGGAGCACGGUGUUGAUGCCAACGCCAAGAAGCAAGACGGCCAAACGCCGCUUCAUGCAGCCUGCGCUGCCUACACUGCCAGCCGAAAAAGUAUCCACCAACUCUUGCGACACGGUGCCGACCCGGAUACGAGUGAUCUUACGGGUACACGACCCGUGGAUCUGCUCCUUCACAGGGAUUCCAUCGAGCUGGAGCUGAUUGAAGAACUACUGGGCGCAAUCCGUACCCCUUGCUCCUACCACACUUCGAAUUCCCAUGUCCAAUGCUUGAUCAAUGCGGAGCAGGUCAGACGCUGGCGCGUCGGCUGGCGCGUGGAUCCUCGAUUGUUCAAUAUCCAAGACCUACAAACGCUUUGUGACUGCCUGGCCGCUCGAACGUUCGCCGCUCAAACUGCACCUACAAAUUGA